CCCAUUAUACGGAAUAUACUACCCUACCACUGGAACUGCGAGGAAGAGGAAGCCCUCUGGUUCUUAACGCUAUCCUCCUUUUCCUUCUUCGAUUACACAUCGAGCACGCCGAACGCAAACAGAGCUUGAACUUGCAGAAGCUUGUAUCUCUUAGCUACUCCACUGGUAGUCAAAAGUGGAAAUUGCAUAUGGGAACUUUAGGGAAAGCAAUAUACACCGUAGGAUUCUGGAUUCGUGAGACUGGGCAGGCUAUUGAUCGGCUCGGUUGUCGCCUCCAGGGCAACUACUACUUCCAAGAACAGCUGUCUAGGCAUCGAACUCUGAUGAACAUAUUUGAUAAGGCUCCUGUAGUUGAUAAGGAGGCCUUUGUUGCACCAAGUGCCUCCAUCGUUGGAGAUGUUCAAGUUGGAAGAGAGUCCUCAAUUUGGUAUGGAUGUGUCUUGAGAGGUGAUGUGAACAGCAUCAGUGUUGGAAGUGGGACUAACAUACAGGAUAACUCCUUGGUCCAUGUUGCAAAGUCAAAUUUAAGUGGGAAGGUGUUGCCAACUAUUAUUGGGGACAAUGUUACUGUUGGUCAUAGUGCAGUCUUACAUGGCUGUACUGUUGAGGAUGAGGCCUUUGUUGGUAUGGGUGCAACACUACUUGAUGGUGUCGUUGUUGAGAAAAAUGCUAUGGUUGCUGCUGGAGCCCUUGUGAGACAGAAUACUAGGAUUCCCUGCGGAGAGGUGUGGGGGGGCAAUCCGGCAAAGUUCCUGAGGAAGCUCACCAAUGAAGAGAUAGCAUUUAUCUCACAAUCGGCCGCCAAUUAUUCAAACCUUGCACAGGUCCAUGCAGCUGAAAAUGCCAAGUCUUUCGACGAAAUUGAGUUUGAAAAAGUGCUGAGGAAGAAAUUUGCACGCAAAGAUGAAGAGUACGACGCAAUGCUUGGGGUUGUUCGUGAAGUCCCUCCGGAGCUUACUCUACCGGAUAAUGUUCUUCCUAAUAAAGCACAAAAGGCUUCUUAAAAAUGAGUUCGCCUCAAAGAAUGUUACUUCCAAUCACAAUCUUGUAAGUGGCAUCAAAGCAAGAGGGAUAUUCUUGUGUUUUUUUUUUUCUUUGGGAAUUUGUGAAAGAGGGAUUAUUGUUAUUCAUAAUAAUAUCAGACGUGGAUUAGGCUUGACAUGCAUCUCCUUUCCCAGUCUAGGGAUAAAUGGUUCCCUAAUAUUUCAGUUUUACUUUAUACUCUGGAAACAGAAGUCCUUUCUGUUUAAUGUAUCCGAUCCAGAUGAUUAUUAAAUUAUAAAGUUGUCGUUGAAAUAA
Neltuma alba is the source of this 1299-nucleotide messenger RNA. RefSeq names its product gamma carbonic anhydrase 1, mitochondrial. The transcript has 5 exons. The record is from RefSeq and is a predicted model, not a curated record. The coding region runs from base 189 to 1004 and encodes 271 amino acids. Lineage: Eukaryota; Viridiplantae; Streptophyta; Magnoliopsida; Fabales; Fabaceae.